UUAAAAAAAGUCCAAUGACAUUUGUGACUUUGCUGUCUUCAAGGUACAGCGAUGACUUGCGCGGCAUAUUUUAUAAAGCUUUUCUUCGAAGCAGAAGCUCACCCUACAAACGAUGGUGGCUCGAAGUUGGCCAGUCAGUGAAAAGCAUUCGUUAGAGACACUCGUAACGUUUAUUGCAUCUAUCGGUUGUUGUGUUUUUUAACAAUUUUUAUAUUCUUAUAUCGAUAUUAAUUAAUUCAUUAAUUUUUUAAGAUCAAUUAAAUGAAGUGAAAAGUUUAGUUUGAUGAAGGACGAUCGGUAUUUGAAUUUUUUAAACUGGCGGGAAAUUUAAAGUCCUCGUAAUAUCGGUGUUAUGUUGAACAUCAGAAAAAUAUUAAUAUUUAGAUAAUGUAAAAGAAAUUUAUUUUAUCUUACCAGAGGACAAAAAUCAUUUAAACUACUACAUUGACUUAAGAUCUUCAGAACGUAAAAUUAGUAUAUUUACCAAAGAUUGAGCAAAUGAUAGACGAAAAUCUCAAAUUUGAUGAUGUGGGCAAAGAAAAACAAGAAUUGGUGAUGAGCGAUGCAUGCGGAUUUCUUAACAGUGAUAAAUCUUCGAAGCAACGUUUACAGGUUUAAAUGUCUAGUUAGUCGUUUGCGAUGGAAGAAAUCGUUGAUCAACUAUGAAGGUAGAUGGUUCUGCAAAAAAAAUGACAUAUGUAGUAGGUGUCAAAAAGAUUUGACAAGAGAGAAAAAGAGAGAGAAGGAGAAAAAGAAGACAAACAUGAAUUCGUCCUACCGAUGGGGGAAGAACGAAUAUGGCAGCAAAUAUCAUUUUUCUUAUUAUAGUCAGUUUGGUGAAAGGAACGAAGCAGUUGCUGUGGAGGUGACAGUACUUCUCAUUACGUUCAUCGCAGCGAUCAUUGUCAAUGUUGGGAUGGCCGUUUGUGUGCUCAGGUACAAAGAGAUUAGAACGCCCACGAACUUGUGUCUGGUGAACUUGGCUGCAGCGGAUCUACUGUUUGCUCUUGGUAUCCCAGUGGUUGCUUACACCAGAUUGACGCAAUCUUGGGAACUCGGUGACGCAGUUUGCGCAUUAUUACCAUAUUCCGAGUAUGUAUGUGGCUUCGUACUUUUAUGGACGCUCACAGUUAUAUCAAUAGACAGACACAAAUGUUUAGCAGUUGCACCAUAUAGAAGCAUCCUAACUAAUCAGAGAGUGCUCUUUAUUUGUUUAACAACAUGGAUCGUCGCUUUUUUUGUCUUUCUUCCUGUUGCAGUUUGGUUCAGGCCACGGGCGGUCUCGGGUGGUGUUACAAUAUGUACUCUUGUCUUCCCUCAGAAAUCAGUGGUGAAAAUAUCACUUAUUUUUACCAUAGUAACACUUACGUUUACUUGUCUGUUACCAAUGAGUCUUUUGGUGUAUCACUAUCAACAGAUAUUUAAAAAAAUCCUUAAUACCCGAGAUAGAUGGGCCGUACCUUGUGUAGCUCAGGACUUGACCACUGGUAAAGGAAACAGGAGAGACUCGGAAUUAUCGGUGGUAGGGUCGUUAAUACCAUGGGUUGGAAGAAAAUUAUCUACAUCAUCAGUUGUUGAACGUACUGGUAGAACUGGUAGUAUGUCGCAACACGAGGAAGUCCGUCUUCACAAGCAUAUACGCGUCAUGCGGAUUUUACUAUUAAAUGUAGUCGCCGUUUUAGUUAUGUGGUUGCCGAUAACGAUCAUCGCUUUGUUGCUUUUCAUUGAUGCUCAAAGACCACCUGAACAAACUGAUUUUUUUAUGAGAUCGCAUCAUUUCAUUUGGGCACUUAUUACAGCUCAAUUGAAUACAGUGGUCAAUCCUAUUCUUUAUGGUAUAUUCUCAGAAAACUUUAGACUCUGUGUUACCAAAAUUCUACAACGUUGUUCUAAUAAAAAUGAUGAAAAAGAAGAUCGUAGUGCUAAUGGUUCGAAGAAAAGUGUUAAAUCAUUGGAUAUACUUCAAGACCGACUUGGUGGUCCCAGAAUACACAAUAGUUUUAGAAAUUCAGUGAAACAACCAAAGAGUUCCAGUUGCAGUAUUGGAAGUAUAAUAGAAAUGCCCAGUUCUGAAAAAAUUUAAAUUAUUUUAUUAUAUUUAUUAAUAAGUUUAUUUGUUUUCUUAUGGAUAAAUGAUAUUGUACUUUAAUUAUAUAGACAAUUUUAUAAACUUUUUUAAAAAAUUGUGAUAGUGAUAACAUACACAUUUUAUGUUAUGAAAUUAUUACUUACAUUUUUUAAUUAAAAGUCACAUAUUUCUUUUCUUAUCUUCUUUUUGAUUUCUGAUAAUUUCUUCAUAGUUAAGUUUUCUGUCAACAUUAAAUUCCUUAUAAGAUUUAUUUUAGCAUUUAUAAAAUUUGUUUUGUCUCUCUUGACCUGCUUUUCUUUUAGCUUCUUUUUCCUAUCUAUAAUUGGAUCUGUUACAAAAUCCUUUAUAAGAAACCAUGGUUGUUCUUCAUUUAUGAUUGUUACUAAAUCCAUUCUGAUUUGUAAAGAAUUAAGUAAUUUUUUUAUUGCUAUAGGUAAAUCAAUUGAGGUUUCAUUAUUUGCUAUUUCUUUGAUAGAGAAAGUUGUUUCAUAAUUGGAUACCAAAGAGCAAACAAUAUAAACAUUUUUUGGUAAAUUUUCUUGAAAAUCCAUAUUAAGAAAUAAUUGUUUUGCUAUUCUAUAUACUGUCAUUUUAGGGUACAUUUGUAUUUUCUUCUUGCAAGCAUAAAGAUUUAUUCUAUAAAGUUUAUCUUCUUCGGUAAGAAGUAUUUUAUUCCAUAAUUCUAAUUCUUUUGCUUUUUCAUAAAUUUGUUCAACAAUUAAAUCUGUAUCUUUCAACAUAUCUCUAUGAAGAUCUAUAAAAUCAUCUUUGGAAAUUUCUUCAUUUACAUAAUUUUCUAUUACAUUAAUGGAUAAUUCAUGAAGUUCUUUUGUUUUAGUUAGACCUACAAAUUUAUCUUCUUUAUAAUAUUGUAUACAGACAAAACUUUUUUCUUCUGUUUUUACUUUCUUAUAUAUUUCAGUAGAAAGUGUCAUUGUCAUGUAAUAUAAUUUGGAUUCAUCAGAAUAAACAAUCCAUAUUUUAUCAUUAUGCUGCUGAUUAAGUCCUGUGCAAAGAGUUUUAACAUCUACUCCUAAAUAAAUUUUUUUAUAACAUAAUAUAUUAUUUUUUGAAUGCACAACAAUAAUUGCAUCUGUAUUUGUUAUAAGUAUUAAUCCAUUAAUCUUAUUAUCAUUCUGUAUAGGUACAAUGUUCAUUAUUUUAUUAUCACAACUAUAAAUUAAAUGAAUUACUUCUUUUGUUAAAGUAAAUAACUUUUUACCAUUACCAAUCAAACAUAGAUUAUCUAACAUAUUAACUUCAUCUAAUAAUAUGUUUCUAAAUUCAUGUUCUAAAUUUUCCAUAUUCAAAGGAAAAGUACAUAAUUCUUCUAUCUGUUUUGACAUGGGUGGCAGAUGGAGUAACAAUUUACUUAAUUUCUUCUGUUUAUUUUCCAAAUAUAAGCAAUCAUCCUUUGUCUUCAGUAUCUCAAAAAAUAUAGAACCAAUACUUAUAGCGCUUUUGCUUAAUACACUGAAUCUUCCAUCUCUUGAAAGUUUAUAUAUACCAUGUGGUAAACAUGUAAAGAAAACUCUAUUGGAAAAACAUUGUAUAACUUUUAUGUAUCCUGGUGCAAUAAAAACUGGCAGCAAAGAUGUA
Molecule: messenger RNA, 3688 nt
Organism: Vespula pensylvanica (western yellowjacket)
Lineage: Eukaryota; Metazoa; Arthropoda; Insecta; Hymenoptera; Vespidae
Product: free fatty acid receptor 4-like
Exons: 7
Coding region: 563-2083 (506 amino acids)
Biological process (GO): G protein-coupled receptor signaling pathway
Cellular component (GO): membrane
Molecular function (GO): G protein-coupled receptor activity
Source: RefSeq, a predicted model, not a curated record